Messenger RNA from Melanotaenia boesemani (Boeseman's rainbowfish), 2107 nucleotides. RefSeq names its product NAD(P)(+)--arginine ADP-ribosyltransferase 2-like. The transcript has 2 exons. The record is from RefSeq and is a predicted model, not a curated record. Bases 1312 to 2103 code for a protein of 263 amino acids. NCBI's taxonomy places the organism in Eukaryota, Metazoa, Chordata, Actinopteri, Atheriniformes, Melanotaeniidae. Gene Ontology annotation, molecular function: NAD+-protein-arginine ADP-ribosyltransferase activity; NAD+ poly-ADP-ribosyltransferase activity.
CCUCUGCAGAGCUGAAUGACAUGCAGAUGACAUUUGAUUUAAGUGUGUUGGAGAAGAGUUGCAUCUAAAAGUUGCAGGAUGGUAGAUCUCGAGGACUUUUUUAAAAAAUCCCAACUGCCUCUUAUGAAUAUCAAUACUGAAAAAAGGAAAGCUAAGAGAAUCCUGGCAGAUGACGAUCACCUUCUGUCCUGUUAGUUUAAGCUUCAGAAGUCAAGAAGACGAUUUAGAGUUUCUCUGGCUAAAGGUCCCUUCACAAUGUCUUUUAUACCAAAUGCCAUCGACAUUCUUAAUUCAACAAAGUGACCAAUUCACAGAGGUUAAUUUGAACUGCUGCAUUUUUACUUCUUUGUACUAAUUUGUAUUUUUAUUGCACCUAUGCAGUACUAUAUGUUAGAGGUGUGUGUGGGUUGUGAUGGUGAGUCAAUUUUCCACUUUGUUGGACAAUAAAGAUCUAUUCUAUUCUAUUCUAUUCUAUUGUAAUAAAAAGCCUUAAGUUAAUAAAAAAAAGAGGAUCUAACUUCUCAUAAGUUCAGAGAGACGUGACUAAAAUGAGGAAGCUACUUCACACUGUGGCUGAGAAAAAAAAGUCUUUUAUGCAGAUCAUGUUUGUAAGAAACUAACACAAGAGUUUUAGAGAAGUCUUGGGUGAAAACAUCUUAAUUAGAAAUUAAGCAUAAGGUUUUUAGGGACGUCUAAGCGAAGAACAAGUUGAACUUUUACUUUUAUUUAAACAGCAGAGGGUCAGGAUAUAUACAAAGGAAUAUACACAUUGCUAAUUAAAACAAAUUACUGUACAGGAAUCACAGAAAUGAAAUAGUAACGGGUGGAAUACACAGACCUCACUGGAUAACAGAUGUUUGUCUGAUACACAGAAGGUUUUUGUUUGUGACGAUCACAUAUUUAAAUGAAUUGAAAAACUGUUGAAGUUUCAUCUUCUGUUCACCACACUAGUCCUUUACUGAUGGCAGUUUUGUGCUGGUUAUACAAAUAGCCAAAAUAUUUGGGUAUUUCUUUUCUACCCAAGUAUCCCCCCAAGAAAAGAAAAAGGGGGUCUCCAACAGAAAUAUACAAGAUGUGGAACAAACAGCACAGAACAAAACAGACAGAAAACAGGACACAAUGAUGUAUAAACAGUAGGACAUUUCUUUUGAAAUAUUCGGGUAUUUCAAAAGAGAUGGGAGGAGAUAAAAUGUGACUUAUUAACAUAUUUCAUGACUCAUAUUUGAAGUAUAUAAAACCCACAUUUUGGAUGACAGCUUUGCUCAUACCUUGAGAAGCUCUUCAGAUUGUAGGAACUGUGUUCUUGACGACAUGAAGAACAUGAUGAUCUUCACUCCGCUGUGUCUGACCCUGUGCUGGAUGCUCUCUGUGGACUCCAUGAGGAUCCCUCGCAAUCCCGGGCUCCCAUUAAACAUGGCUGAGGAUUCGGUUGAUGACAUGUACGAUGGCUGCAACGACACGGCAUCGAUGGACAAGAUCAAAAAGCAGUUUUCUAAAGAGCUGACAAGUGGAGUAUAUGCACAGGCCUGGAAAAAUGCUGAAACGUGUGCUGUCCAGAAGUUUAACAUAAGGAGCAAGGAGGACAUGGCUCUUACCAAAGAUCACAUGCAAGCAAUCUGUGUGUACACAGGUAAUGAUGUGUAUUCACAGUUUAAUAAAGCAGUUAGAGAACAAAGGAAAAAUUAUAUUAAGUCAUUCCAGUUCCAUAUUUUACAUUCCCUGUUGACGACAGCCAUUAGAAUCUUGAAUCCUAAUCGCCGCUGUCACAUCACCUACAGACGAACUGGAGUUGCAUUUACUGGAAAACUUAACCAAAAAAUUCGUUUGGGUUCCUUUGCAUCCAGCUCUUACAGAACAGACCUGACCCACUUUGGUAGAGAAACCUGCUUUAGGAUUAACACCUGCUAUGGUGGAUAUUUGAAAAGAUAUUCAGUCUACAAUGACAGCGAGCAAGAAGUGCUCAUCCCACCGUAUGAGAUGUUCGCUAUUAAAGACAUAGUUAGACCACCACGUUAUAUCGAAGGGCUGGAAGACUGUAAAAUUGUCUAUGUGUUGGCGAGUGCAGGACAUAAAAGUAAUAUGAACUGCAGCUUAUUUAAAUAGCAUC